AUGAAGGUUGUCCUGUCACUGUUUGGCCUGGUCUCGGCCUGUUAUGCCUCUGACCUUCCCAUUGUGGAUCUCGGAUAUGAAUUGCAUCAGGCAAUUUCGUUGAAUAGUACCUCUGGACUAUAUAACUUUAGUAAUAUUCGAUAUGCGGCCCCUCCAUUAGGCGACCUGCGCUUCCGGGCUCCUGUGCUUCCAAAGCAGAACCGCACACAGGUUCAGACUGGUGAGGUCGGGCGGAUAUGCCCUCAGGCUAGCACAAUCUGGGAAGAUGACAUUGAACCUGCAUUUCUCUUGAGCAUUUUAUACAAUACGACAUUCUCGCAAUCAACGAAUAUCUCUUCCUAUACCUAUGAGCCGGACAAGAUGGACCCACGGACUUCCGAGGACUGCCUGUUCCUGGACGUGGUGGUUCCCAAAAAGAUAUUCGAUCAUGCACAGCAGCACACCGAUCGUGGAAAGCAGCAUAAGCCAUUCGUUCCAAAAAACAAACUCGCGCCAGUACUUGUGUGGAUAUAUGGUGGUGGAUACGUGGGAGGUGAAAAGAGCUCGAAUAAUCCGACGGGUCUGAUCGAGCGAAGCCAGGUUGUUGGCGACGGAAUCGUAUACGUUGCGCUCAACUAUCGACUCGGCGCAUUUGGCUGGCUUUCAGGUGAUGCAAUCCUAGCCAACGGGACCGCCAAUGCCGCACUUCAUGACCAACGGUUUGCUCUGGACUGGGUAUACAAAAACAUUUACCUGUUUGGCGGCGAUCCCACACGUAUCACAGUUAUGGGUGAAUCCGCUGGAGGAGGCUCGAUUAUGCACCAGGUCACGGCGUACGGAGGAAAUGCUGGACCCUCUCCGUUCAAGCAGGCGAUCAUUCAAAGCCCAGGAUGGGUUCCCAUCAUGGAUGAUGAACAACCCGAGCAAUCUCUGCAGCAGUUCUUGGGAAUUCUAAACGUCAGCACUAUUGAAGAAGCUCGAAAUCUGUCAUCAGAGAAACUGAUCGCUGGCAACGCUUAUCAAAUCGCCACAAAGUCACAAUGGGGCUCCUUCAUUUACGGACCGGUCGUCGACGGUACUUUCGUCCCCGAGUUACCUGGAAAGCUUCUCGCGGAAGGCAAUUUCGACCGCAAUCUGAACAUCAUGGUCGGACACAAUGCCGAUGAGGGACUGGUCUUUACAUCACCAGAUAGCCGGAACGAGACUGGUCUGACUGAAUUGCUUCAACAGCAAUUCCCCUACAUGAAGAAGAACGUCAGCGAUUACGUCUCAAACGUGCUCUACCCACCCAAGUACGAUGGCUCGUACGGGUAUACCAGCUCUGUCACACGCGCUGCGCUGGUCAUAUCGGAUCUCAUCUUCGUUUGCAACACCGAUUACUUCAAUCGAGCAUACCACAACCAGACAUUUGCAUACGAGUUCAGUAUCCCGCCAGCCCUCCACGGCAUGGAUGUCCAAUACACCUUCUAUAAUAACGGUACCGCGGUUGGUGGCUCCAUUCUCACUGUACAGAAUGCCACCGUCGCAGAGGUCAUGCAGGACUACUUCACCAGUUUCACUCAGCGCGGCGAGCCCAGCUCCCCUCUAGGUCCACCCUUCCACCGGUAUGGUCAGAGAGGCUCACUCAUGAACAUCGGCAACCAUACCAUCAGUCCGGAGCGUGAUCCAACUGAUAAUCCGCGCUGUCGGUUCUGGCAAACUGCGCCAUUUACAUAA
This is a messenger RNA of Penicillium cataractarum, 1695 nucleotides long. RefSeq lists its product as uncharacterized. The record is from RefSeq and is a predicted model, not a curated record. Lineage: Eukaryota; Fungi; Ascomycota; Eurotiomycetes; Eurotiales; Aspergillaceae. Bases 1 to 1695 code for a protein of 564 amino acids. The transcript has 3 exons.